Molecule: messenger RNA, 1799 nt
Organism: Hyposmocoma kahamanoa
Lineage: Eukaryota; Metazoa; Arthropoda; Insecta; Lepidoptera; Cosmopterigidae
Exons: 1
Coding region: 33-1799 (588 amino acids)
Source: RefSeq, a predicted model, not a curated record
CUGUUCAUUCAUUUUAAUAAUAUAUUUUUACAAUGGAUUCUCAUCAUAAUGACGAGGAGCGUUCUUUUAAUAUUGAAGUACCUAAAAGAAGAGUAUUUCCUAAUAUGCGUGUUAAUAAACAUUUUAUUGUAGAAAACAGGAAAUUAAAAAUUCAGCGUGAAAAACGACUUAGAAAACCAUCGGAUGUUUCGCCGACUAAGUACUGUUUACCUGGUGAAAAACCUUUGCAUACUAAUGUUACUAAAAGAGAAGAAUUGCUACUAUCCUUUAAGGAAUAUGCUAAGAAACAGCACGUCGAUAGGCAUGAACAAAAGAUGGACAUCAACAUUCGUGAUCAAUAUAAAAUUUACAGCACAGAGUUACGUCGACGACUGCAUGUCGAUUAUCCUCCGAAUGAUGUGCAAACUAUAUUAGAUGUAGAUAAAGAAUAUUUCAGUUGUGUAGAUGGACGUCAAUUGCCUUACCGCCCAAUGCUUUACAAGUCACUUAAAAGUUUAUUUAGCGACCAGUUAAGAAUAAGGCAAGAUAUUGGAUAUAAAAAAGAUUGUGUUUUUAAUAUCGAAUACAGCCAUCGAAGAGAAAUUAAAAAGUUUAAUUUAGCAGUAAAACGGUAUUUGUCCCAAGUAACGCACUUUGAUACGUUUAUUUCUGAAGAUUAUCAUUUGUCCAUGGUUAUCUUAGGAAAAUGGGAGAACUUGAAACACAGACUGUUAGAAAUAGAUGCUGAGCGCGAACAUUUAGCUAACCAGCUGUUUACAAUAACCUCCAGGUUGAUCACAUUAGAUUUUCGAUAUAGUACGCAACAGAAGUACGGUAGAUUUUUGUAUUAUUUAUCUCCUCCCCAUUUUCGAUCACAAAAUAGAGCAUUCGCUCGCUCUGUUGAAAUUGAGGCACGGGGUUUUGAUUUUGGUGAAGUAAGUGAGGACGAUACUUUUGAUAUAAUGUUUAGCAAAAUGAAAGAAGAGUGCUCCGGGAAUCUUACUAAACCUGUCUUGUAUUUUAAAGAAUCUCAUGAUAUAAUCCAAGUUUUCGAGACAAAUGCACAGCAACAGCUACAUCAUUUAACUCAUGUAAUGAGAACAUCAUUCCAUUCAAAUUCAUUAGACAAAGCAAAAAAGUUUUUAAAGGAGUGGACUGCGAACGACAGCGCUAUUCUCGCUAGUAUUAUAUCAAAUUUCGAAUGGUACAUAGAAUUCUAUCAAGAAAGGGCAAAUCAGUUGGAAGCAAAAUUCUUUCAGGUGUUGAAUGGUUUUUUCUACGACAGUGUUGGAAGUGUGGAUGUAUUGAAAUUUUAUUUACACCUAGAAUUUUGUUAUGAGAAGGUGUUUUUGGAAACGCCGAUGAACAUGGAUAUACUAGCAAUGGGUAAAGCGAUAGAAUCAUUUUACUUGAAUUACUCCAAACGUUUGGAUGAAAUGAGUCACUAUCAAGUCAAACAGGCUCUAAAUCAAGCACUGGAAAUUGAAAAGAUCAAAGCUAAGAAAAGUGUGAUUGCGGCGAGAGAACUUCGUUUAUUUGAGAGAUUAGAACACGAGUUAUUACUGUCAUUUACCCCUGUACCUAACAAGGCUCUUAAUAGUGUAAUAGACGAACCACAAACGAAACAUGCGAUCACUAAGAAAAAAGAGAGAAAACCUGAACUUAAACUUGAAAUCGAAAAAAAGAAAAUGAGAUCUUUGAAUGAAUCUGAAGUUGAGUAUUUGCAUCUUUUUACCGACUGGACCGGAGACGAAGACCCAAGCGAUUAUUUGCUUGGGACUUGUGAUGACGAUGAUAAUGACGUGACUCAGUAUAAAUAA